GGUGCGGUGUUUAUGCGCAGCAGACAUCUGUCCUGCUCUCAGUCCAGUGUGAGGACAACGCGCGUGGACGCUGCACGACACUGUAGACACUACCUGACCUGGAAGGAAAUGGAGAAUAAAACCCCUCAUGUGUGUUGUUUACCGUGUCGACAUGUUGUGAAAUGUUGGCGAUGAUGACUUUGUAACGCGCGUGUGGAUUUAUCGGCGCUCGGACUGAUUUCAUUAAGAGCUUGUUGCACUCUGGAAAACCGAUAUUGUGCACAUUUUGCGCCUCGCUCAUGCACUGGAGACGCUGAUGUCUUCAUUGGUCUCCGUGCAGUCGGAGAUGGUGGAUCUCUCUCGGAUUUCCAACGUGGAAACGUAGCAUCUAAUUAAUCAGCGAGUGCAACUGUACCCCCGGCGAGGCGCAGUGGCCCUUGGUCUUCAACACCUACCUUUGGACUCCAAAGUGUGGAAAGGCGCAUGGUUUGGCCGCUGCGCUGAAUCGGAGUAUGAAACCCGCAGCUGGCGCAGUAUUUCUGUUCUGUUUUCUGUGUGGACACGAACCGAAUCUCAGAAGCGCUUCAAGAGUCGUGCCUGUGGAUUGUGGUCGUUAAUGAAACGAGUCACCGCAGCUGAGUCAGCUCGGGACACUCCACGAGACGCGUUUUCUGUUUGGAUUCUAACACCAACGGCCAAGCGAAUUUCAGGUCUGCAUGGGCCAUAUGUGAGCUCUCUUCAUAGGAACUGAGUCUAAGAUGAAGUUAUGGGAUGUUUUGGCCACGUGUUUGUUGCUCCUGAGCUCUGUUGCUACACGGCCUCUCUACCAAAACACUCACCCCGCCAAGAGGACUUACUUCCCCAGCAGCUACAGUGAUUCCGCGUCCCGGUCUGCGGAGGACAAAGAGCCAGCGUACCAGCGUGAAGACCACAACCUGCAGGAGAUCUCGAUGGAGAGUCCAUAUGACACCACAGGUCUCUAUCCAGAGAAGUUUGACGACGUAAUGGAUUUUAUCGAGGCUACCAUCGGCAGACUCAGGAGAUCGUCAGAGCUCGACGGAGGCUCCAGGGGACGGAGGGAGCAGAGACAGAGGGGAGCGGCAAACACGGGAGGCCCCAGAGGCGAGGGGAGGGGACACGGGGACAGGAGGCGAGGUCGCGGGCGGGGGGGAAGCCGAGGCGGCAAAGGGGGCCGAGGCGAGCGAGGCAGGGAGAGGAUAACGGUGCAGACUCGGGGCUGCUUGCUAAAGGAAGUCCACCUCAACGUGACGGACUUGGGACUGGGCUACCAGACGAAAGAGGAGCUCAUCUUCCGGUACUGCAGCGGCCCCUGCGCCGAGGCGGAGACCAACUACGACAAGAUCCUGAACAACCUCACACACAACAAGAAGCUGGACAAGGACACGCCCUCACGCACCUGCUGUCGGCCGAUCGCGUUCGACGACGACCUGUCCUUCUUGGACGACAACGUGGUGUACCACACACUGAAAAAGCAUUCUGCACGGAAGUGUGGCUGCGUCUGAGGAUGACGCGCACGUCGACGGACUAAGGAUGGUCUUUGCGACUCGGUACAGCAUGGGGGACGGAUCGCUGUGGGGGGAAUGAGCUGGAAGCGUAGGUGUGUCUGCAGUCUUCAAACGACUGCACCGUUAGAACUGACCGGUCCAACUGAGCCAGACCCACUGACCAGUAUUCCCUCCAGUUUGCAGAAGAGUCAGCGCAGUUACACCAGGUUUGCUAACUGUGCUACGCUUAAAAAAACAAAAAAAACACAACGACGACUUUGGCUCGUUUUCCUUGAAGAACUUUGUUUUUCCCCCGACUGCAUAGCUGUCUCCUAAGACUAUGGACGACCACAGAGAUGUGAGGAGAACAUGCAGCUGCAGUCAAAAACCACUUCCACUGCAAUUCUGCGCUGUUGACAAGUACAUUUAUAACCAUGUGAUAAGAAAUACCACACCGGAGUUCAGCAAAGACUUUCCGGUACAACGCAUCUACAUAAAUUUCAAUCAUUUAUAUAUAGAUCUAUAUAUAUAUAUGUACACGUGUGUAUAAGAGGUAUAUUUAUUAAGAUGGAAUUUAACUUAUUGUUAUUUAUUUUAAUCCAUUUUAUGAAAGAAAUUGUCUUUUUCUUUUCGUUUUUUUUUCUCCCUUAUUUAUUUAAAAGCUUCAUUUUUCCUGGACGGUGCCAAAAAUGGAGCAAUUUCUCGUGCGAAAAUCUUACAAGAUGACCCACAACUGCUAAACACACACAAACACACCAUAAUAAUAAUAAUAAUAAUAAUA
Messenger RNA from Solea senegalensis (Senegalese sole), 2265 nucleotides. RefSeq names its product glial cell derived neurotrophic factor a (gene gdnfa). The coding region runs from base 738 to 1502 and encodes 254 amino acids. NCBI's taxonomy places the organism in Eukaryota, Metazoa, Chordata, Actinopteri, Pleuronectiformes, Soleidae. Gene Ontology annotation, molecular function: glial cell-derived neurotrophic factor receptor binding; receptor tyrosine kinase binding; growth factor activity. The transcript has 3 exons. The record is from RefSeq and is a predicted model, not a curated record. Gene Ontology annotation, biological process: negative regulation of neuron apoptotic process; positive regulation of branching involved in ureteric bud morphogenesis; peripheral nervous system development.